Drosophila obscura is the source of this 2381-nucleotide messenger RNA. RefSeq lists its product as uncharacterized. Bases 182 to 646 code for a protein of 154 amino acids. Gene Ontology annotation, molecular function: ribonuclease P RNA binding. Gene Ontology annotation, biological process: tRNA 5'-leader removal. Gene Ontology annotation, cellular component: ribonuclease P complex. The transcript is spliced from 3 exons. The record is from RefSeq and is a predicted model, not a curated record. Lineage: Eukaryota; Metazoa; Arthropoda; Insecta; Diptera; Drosophilidae.
AUGGCAUUGUUCGCCAAUCUUCUGAAGGUCGCGAAGAUAACAACAAACAUUUUUGCAAAUAAUUUGAAUGCAACGGUUAUAACAAAUUUGGCCAGACAUCGAUAUUUAUCUGGCUGGUUUAAAAAGAGGGGGGUUAAGUGGGCUAAGUUCGUUUUUUUCCUCGGUAUAUUUUACAAAUGAUAUGGUAUAUUUCAGUACAUUCUUGAGCAUGGUGCGAAUCAAAAAUAGGUACAUAGCGGUGCAAAUUGUGCCCUUUACACCCACGCAGACACUGCGUCUGACCGAUCACAGCCUGGCCAAGUGCUUGCUGCAGAAUGUGGAGAAGCACUAUGGCGUGUACGGACUCGGCGUUAUAGAGCAUGGAUUUCGUGUUAAAUAUUGCAAUGAACGCACCAAAAUAGCCAUUAUACGCUGUGUGCAUCGUGGCCAGCGUUUCGUGUCGAGCAUGUUGCCGCUGAUUACACUGAUAGGAGACGUGAGAGCCAAGUUUCGCACGCUGUACAUUGGCGCCACAAUUAUACAGUGCAACAAGUUCAUCAUCAAGCAUCAGAAGCAGUUCCUGGAUCGCGUGAUGGGACAAGUGGAGUCUGCCAAGGAACGGCAGGAUCUGUUCAAGCGCGUCAUGGAGUUGGACAUGGAUAGAUAGAGAUUAAUGACACGAUAAACUGAUUUCUAAAGUAUAUAAUUAAGUAAUUGUAGUAUAUGGCUUUCUUAUAGAAGGCCGUUGUUCCGAUUUGACUAAAAGGUAGUGCUUAUUUUUGGUAUUCAAAUUAUACUUCGAUGAGGAAUUUGCGACUCGGCGAACGAGGUAGCCUGGAGCCGAAUUGCUUGAAUCUGGAACGGAUGUCUGCAAACGUCAGCUUAUUGUUUUUGCUGUAGACAUUGAGAUAGAUGCCGAGCACAACUACCAGACCAGACCAAAGAUAUCUGAAAAGAGAAAUAUGUCAGUAGAGAGUAAAAACAGGAUAUUUAAUGUUACUCACUGUACUGUAAAUGGUUUGCUGAAGAGCAAAAAGGAAAAGGCGAUGGUCACAGCCUUGCGAGCGGUUGUCACUGUGGCAGCUAUGGGGGCACCGCUGCUUCUCACCAGCGCCAACACGAAUUGUAUGCCCAAGUAGCCGGAGAGGCUGAACAGGAACCCAUAACCGAAGGUUUGCAGGGGAUGCUAAAAUAUACGGAUCGUUAGAAAUUAUCGUCGCGAGAAUGCCUUAUACUGACCUCUAAGCAGAAAGCGAAUCCACUGAAAAAGUUGCCAGUGAUCAGCAUGAUUACAAAGAGAUAAACGAAGCCCAAUCCAUACGAGUAGAAGACCACCUCGCUGCUAGGAGCCUUAUGCUCCCUCAUGGCCUUCUCCUGAACAUUGCCGAUCGCCGCAUCACACAGCAGAGCUCCCGAAAUCAUUGCCACUCCCAGAAGAUUAAAGUUGGGCGUCAUUUGGGAGUCGGCCAGGGUAAACCAGGCCAGACCGAUGCACAUGCAGGAGGCUGCCGCAAAGUCCAACGGUCCAUAUCGCUUACCCUGUAUGAGGAUGCUGCCCACAAGCACUGGAAUCAGUUUGCAGCACUUGAAGAUCACUUGGGUGGGAUAAUUGAGGUAGCCUAGGCUCGAGUUGGACAGGCCCAUGGUGCCCAAAGUCAGAGCAGCCAGAACCAGGUACGUUUUCAUGGGAAUGCAACGUGGCGCCGGCUCAACGUCCCACAAUGAGCGUCGUCCCGUUCUGUAGGCCUCCAGGCGGCGUUCAACCAAACCGAAGCCAAUGUAGUAUGCGAACUGGACGAGCGUGAGGAACCAGCCAUACGGCUUGAAUCCCUCCACCGUGAAAAUGAGCUCCUGCAGAUAGCCAUAAAGGAUGUAGAGUAUAAAGACGCCCGCACAGCUCAGCAGAAACUGCGUUGUCUUGUUGUAGUACGUCAGGUCAAAGCACAGGAUACGUAGUUCCGGCGGAGGCUCCGAUGAUGAAGAUUUUCGCGUCAAGGUCGGAGAAUUCGCUGUCGCUGCCUGCUGCACACCAGCACUCCCGUUGAUGUUGAUAACGCUUCCGGCUUGACCGUCACUCAUUCUGGUCGUCACUCGAAGAUUGUGUCGUGUCUGUAUCACAGAGUUGAGUCCAGUUGUUUGCUUGCCGCGUAGAGUAGAUUACUGCCACGCAAGAUGAGGGAUUCCACGUUAACAAGAUUGAUUUGACAUGCCGCUCUUUUGGUUACAUCAUUUGCUGGCCGUGUAAGAUUCUGUUCUUUAACGAAAACUACACACUCGCGGCAUUUGUUUACGCUGUUUUUUUUUUAGUUUCUAUUGCACAAAAAAAGUAGUGUAGUGUAGUGGUAAUAUCGAUACUUCUAUGCGAUAGUUGCUGUUAGAUAAACAUCGUUUAAUUUACUGAA